ACUCGUAGAGCCACAGUUAAGUGUGGACCAAGCUGCCUCAAGCUGCCGCACGGGGAGGCUCCGUUUGACUUGGAGACUUAUUUGGUGGAGUUUCAGCAGUGCUUUUCGAUGACAAAAGUUAUAAAUUACAGUGUAACGGUGAUAUAAACUUUGCGAUGUCUGUGAUACAUAUGGAAAAGUGUGGCAAAGAAUAGGAAAAUUAGCAAGUUGUAGGCCAAUUUGUUUCAGUAACGUAUAUAGUGUUACCGAUACUCCAAAACGCUGUAAAAAGGUGCUGUUUCUCUAUAGGAAAACACAGCAUAUGGAAACUACCUUCUGUGUAUUCAUUUCUUCCUAUGUAAAUAUGAAUAAUAUCAUAUUCUAAUUUUAGGUCUUGCAACAUAGUGGGCGUGGCGAUAAGAUCAGGUCGUAUCGGAUAGAAAUGCAAAUAACCUGCCCUCUGUAUCGCUAUCAGACAUGUUAACAAAAUAAAACAAACAAGCAAACGAACAAGAACUCACAGUGUUGCAUACAUCAAAAUCCGCGAAUUACUUACGACGCGCAAAUUCGGAAAACCGGUCACUCGCUUUAUCACCAGCGGAGAUACGUCACCAGAUUCUUCAGUAGCAGAUACGAUGCUUUCUCGGCUGCAGGUUUGGGCAGCCGUGUGGGCAUUAGGCCUCCUCGUGCCCUCCGCCCAGAUGUCCGUCAGGAGGCAACUACAGCCCGGGGAAGGCAAUGCGGAUUCUUCUUCCCCCAGCUCUCUCGAUGUGAAUCUUCCACACAGCAGAGGCGCAGGGAAAGGUGUUGGGACGCCCCUUUCAGACGAUGAUUCCGUCGGCAAUGAACCAAAAGAUAUUUCCUCCUUUUCUCAGUUGCCGACGAACGAGCCGGGCGAAAGCAUCUCCAAUGAAUCAGUGGUGAACUUCGUGCGAGAUCUGACGCUAUCAUCAAGUGACGAGGACAUACGGACACUGAUGGCCGUUUUGCACUCCCUAAUGUCGGACGGCACCUUCGGUCCUCUCACGGCAACGGUGACCCGGGGAAGCUCAGCCAACAAGCGGGAAGGCCAGAUGCCAGGGCGCGUGGGCCAGCAGGUGCAGGACCAGUUGGGGGAGCAGAUGGAGGCUCUGACCAAGGGCGAGGUCGAAGUCGUGCCUCAGCAGAUGGCCGAGUUCACCCUGGAGCCGCAUCUCGGUCCCGCUAUAUUGCCGUUUCAGGUUCCUGAAGGAUACUUCGUGCCCUUCCUCCCUCGUCGAGCCUUCGGCGUGGUAAACGGCGCAGUGCGUCCCCCGCACGGCCACGGAACCUUCUACGUGCACCGCCCUCCCGGCCUCGUCGACGUGCCCAACUCCCCUGCCUUCGGGUUCCUCUUCAGCGGCUAUAGGAGGUUCGACCCCGAGGCCCCACGCACGACCCACGAGUUCCACGCUUCUCCCGCCAGCGCGCUCGAUGAAUCCGCCCUGGUUGAACACGGGGAAGCCCUGGCCUUGGCGGAUGUGGAGGACGUAUUGCCCUGACCAAAAGCAGUCCUUCUAAUCUUUAUUGGCAAUAUUGAAACAUUUUUAUACAAAUAUUUGACAAAUGAUUCUAUACAUUCUACGAUUUUAUAGACACGUUUACAAUAAACUUACAAAAAUAU
Messenger RNA from Penaeus chinensis, 1621 nucleotides. RefSeq lists its product as uncharacterized. The coding region runs from base 615 to 1499 and encodes 294 amino acids. NCBI's taxonomy places the organism in Eukaryota, Metazoa, Arthropoda, Malacostraca, Decapoda, Penaeidae. The record is from RefSeq and is a predicted model, not a curated record. The transcript is spliced from 6 exons.